UUGAUUCUUCUUGUCCUCUCUCCCCCUCUUCGCCAGUUUAAAAAACCCUUUAAUCCCACCUCAUCUUUUCAGAUCAAUGAAUCUCACCUACUAAUCUCUCUCUUUCUCUCUCUCUCUCUCUCUCUCUGAUAAAAUUUUCAUGAAAAAAAUACUUCUUUUGCACUUGAAUUGUUAUAAAUGCAGGGCAGCAAUAUCUGGUAGUUGCUCAACACAGCUUCUGGAGCUCUGCACGGAGACUCUUGUCUUUCUUCUUCUUCCUCCUCCUACUUCUACUAUGCCUGCAAACCACUUCGUUUAUCCAACUCAACAAGCUUGGAUUUGGGACACGACCAUGGAAACCUACCAUCGCCAUCAAAGCCAGCAGCUUGGAGAAGGAAUGAACUGUGAGAAAGAACCUAUGUUUGAGAAGCCAUUAACGCCGAGCGAUGUUGGGAAGCUGAACAGGCUUGUGAUUCCGAAGCAGUAUGCAGAGAAGUAUUUUCCGCUGGAUGCAGAGGCGGGGGAGAAGGGUCUUUUACUGAGCUUUGAGGAUGAGAACGGGAAAAUAUGGAGGUUUCGUUACUCUUACUGGACGAGUAGUCAGAGCUAUGUGCUGACUAAAGGAUGGAGCAGGUUUGUGAAAGAGAAGCAGCUUGAUGCAGGUGAUGUUGUUAUUUUCCUCCGCCGCCGGGGUAAUGGUGACCGCCUCUUUGUCGGCAGCCGGCGUAGAGGAACUGGACAGGAUUCCAUUACGGCGGGCUCAGCGCCGCAGCCGCCGGCGAUGCACUGGAACCCAGCUUUCUGUCAAAGUGCAAGCUUGCCUUCCUCUUCUUACUUGUAUCUCAACUCAAUUCCUCAGGAAGAGCAGAGUUCAGAGGCGACAGAAGCAAGCACGGGGAAUUCGAAGAAGCUGAGGCUCUUUGGAGUGAAUUUAGAAUGUGGGCAUUUGAUUACUGGUUCUCAGGUGAUGAGCAGGAAAGCCUCCGGCCACCAGCUAUAGUAAAGGAAUUCCAAAAUGGGUGGAGGAAAAUCAGAAGCCAUGUUCCGAGAAUCCCACCAACCAAUCCCCUCCUCCUACAAGUGACGCUUUGAUUGACUUGUGAGGGAACUAGUGAGAAAGAUUGAGAAGAAAUUGAAAGGACGCAGAGAAAGAGUGUGGGAAAGGAAGAAAGAGAGAGAGAGAGAGAAAGAGAGAGAGAGAAAGAUCCCUGGUUUUCCGGGCAAUCUGCAGUGGACCUUUUUAUUUUUAAUUUUAUUUUUAUUUUGAGGAAUUCGAGUGUACGGCCAUGUCUGGUGCGAUCGGGUGGGUAUGAGAUAUCACAGAGUGAGGUCUCAGGAAACAUCAGGUUGAAAAGGGUAAGGAGGAGUGGGAGAAGAUAUGGGCGUGGCCCGCACAGCUCAGGCUUUGGACUCUGUAUCUCCAAGGCCAUGCCUGUAGCUACUGUAUUUUUUUUUUUUCUUCUUUUUUUCCUGAUUGAACAAUGAUGGAAUCUACUGUUGAGUUACCUUUCUCCUUCAAAAUUACUCAUGAUGAGAACUCAGAACUUAUGAAGAGAUUUAUGUG
This is a messenger RNA of Dendrobium catenatum, 1543 nucleotides long. Its product is annotated as B3 domain-containing protein At2g36080. Lineage: Eukaryota; Viridiplantae; Streptophyta; Magnoliopsida; Asparagales; Orchidaceae. The record is from RefSeq and is a predicted model, not a curated record. Gene Ontology annotation, molecular function: DNA-binding transcription factor activity; DNA binding. The coding region runs from base 140 to 979 and encodes 279 amino acids. The transcript has 3 exons.